GUUUUCGAGAGCGAGACGCGUCUGCGGCCACCCCCUUCUUUCGCGCUCUCUCCUUAAACGACCCCUUCUCUUAACACAAGAUGCAGGCCGGCGGACAGACACCGAUUUUUGUGAUGAACACCGCGCCCGAGAGGCAGUCGGGACGGAAAGCUCAGAUUUCCAACAUCACCGCUGGGAAGACCGUCGCGGAUGUCAUCCGAACAUGCCUGGGACCAAAAGCCAUGCUCAAGAUGAUUUUGGACCCUAUGGGAGGUAUUCUGUUGACGAAUGACGGUAACGCCAUCUUGCGGGAGAUCGACGUUGCGCACCCGGCAGCAAAGAAUAUGAUCGAGCUUAGUCGGACGCAGGACGAGGAGUGCGGCGACGGUACUACGAGUGUCAUCAUCCUUGCCGGCGAGAUCCUCGCACAGUCGUUGUCUCAGCUCGAGCGCGACAUCCACCCUGUGGUCAUUAUCUCUGCGUACAAUAAAGCCCUCAAGGAGGCCCUCGAGAUCAUCAGAAAGAUCUCCAUCCCCAUUGACACGAAUGACGACGCGCAGAUGCUCUCGCUCAUCAAGACCUCCAUCGGGACGAAGUUUGUCAUGCGCUGGUCCGACCUCAUGUGCAAGCUCGCGCUGCAGGCGGUCCGUACGGUAGCCAUGGAGGAAGGUUCCGCAAAGACCGUCGACAUCAAGCGGUACGCGCGUGUCGAGAAGAUCCCCGGCGGCGAGAUCGAGGACAGCAAGGUCCUCAGCGGGAUCAUGGUCAACAAGGACAUCACGCACCCGAAGAUGCGCCGGCGGAUCGAGAACCCAAGGAUCGUCCUGCUGGAUUGCCCGCUUGAAUACAAGAAGGGCGAGUCGCAGACGAACAUUGAGAUCUCGAAGGCGGCGGACUGGAGCAGGAUACAGGAGAUUGAGGAGGAGCAGGUCAAGGCGAUGGUGGACAAAAUUCUUGAGUUCAAACCUGACAUCGUCAUUACCGAGAAGGGCGUCUCCGAUUACGCACAACACUUCUUGUUCAAGGCGAACGUUUCCGCCCUCCGACGAGUACGGAAGUCCGACAACAACCGCAUCGCGCGAGCCGUCGGCGCCACCAUCGUCAACCGCGUGGAGGACCUGCGCGAGUCCGACGUCGGCACGAAGUGCGGGCUCUUCAACAUCGAGAAGAUAGGCGACGAGUACUUCACCUUCCUUACCGAGUGCUCGACGCCGAAGGCGUGCACGAUCCUCCUCCGUGGCCCGUCAAAAGACAUCCUCAAUGAGAUCGACCGCAACCUUGCGGAUGCGAUGUCCGUGGCGCGAAACGUGUUUUUCAACCCGAUCCUCGCCCCCGGCGGCGGUGCGACGGAGAUGGCGAUCAGCGUCGGCCUGCAUGCGAAGGCGAGGAGCAUCACUGGCGUGGAGAACGGCCCGUUCCGUGCGGUCGCGGAUGCGCUGGAAGUGAUUCCGCGGACGUUGGUGCAGAACAGCGGAGGCAACGCCAUCCGGGUACUCACUGAGCUUCGGGCGAAGCACGCCAACGGUGAGCACUCGUGGGGUAUCGACGGCGAGACAGGGAAGACCGUGGACAUGAAAUCUUACGGACUGUACGAGUCUGCCAGCGUCAAGAUCCAAAUCCUCAAAACGGCUGUGGAAGCUGCGCGUGUGCUCCUGCGUGUCGACGAUGUCGUGCAAGCAACGCGAAAGGAGAGAGAAAGCGGUGGCGGAGGUGCACCUGCUGAGGAAAUGAUGCCGGAGUAAAGACCUUGCGUAGUAAAUGAUUAAUGUGUACUAGGUGCUCAGAAGUACGUGCUUCCUUUGGCUUCAUUCCUAUGCACUGUUGGUGCAUCACGACCGCUGUGCGCUAGCCCCGGAACCUCCCCGGGGAAAUGAAGUCUGUCGGGACCGAGCCACUUGUGGAACCAGUGAACAGAGUUACUGACUAUUCUUGGAGCAUCGAGCUAUUGAUAGGUCCACUCACGACAUGGAUUCACACCGGUUUCCUGAAACUGAUCCCUCG
Messenger RNA from Rhodofomes roseus, 1980 nucleotides. RefSeq names its product T-complex protein 1. Gene Ontology annotation, biological process: protein folding. NCBI's taxonomy places the organism in Eukaryota, Fungi, Basidiomycota, Agaricomycetes, Polyporales, Fomitopsidaceae. The transcript has 8 exons. Gene Ontology annotation, cellular component: chaperonin-containing T-complex. Gene Ontology annotation, molecular function: ATP binding; ATP-dependent protein folding chaperone; ATP hydrolysis activity. Bases 81 to 1721 code for a protein of 546 amino acids. The record is from RefSeq and is a predicted model, not a curated record.